AUGUCUGAUUCUGAUGAUAGUGUUACGGAAUUACAAGAGGAAUCUGAUAAAGCAGAAGUAAUCCAAUACUUUAGUACUAAUUAUGCAAAAGUGAUUUCGAAUUUUCGAUAGUACUAUGAGACAAGAAAUCAGAUGUCAUCAAUAGUGAUGAAAAUGAAUGCAUUUGAAAAUAAAAUAGAUGUAAUUACUAUUAAUGCAUUCAGAAAGUAAAGAAAAGCAACCUCUAUGAUAUUCGUGAAAUUAGCAACAAAACUAAUCUCAUUAUAAAUCUAACCAAGUUGUAGAAUAUGUUAUUAUAAAUAAAAAAUAAUAUUACCCAUGGGUAGAAAGCCAUAAUGAAUAUUAAAUAAGAUAAACACACAGCUGCAAUUAGAGCCAUUUAGAAAUUAGACUCUAAACAUUUGACAGACUUUGUAUCAAAUCUUUAAUAGUUAAUAACAAAUAAGGUUUAGAUUGAAGCUAAUACAAAAAUUCAAUAAUGGGUAGAAUUAAGUAAAUAAUAAUAAAUCGAUAUGGGAUUAAGUGUGAUUUAAAAUUGUGAAUAACUCUAAAUGGUUAAUUCUUAAUUUGCAAGAAUUUCAUUAUUCUAACCUGAUGUUAGGUCAAGCAUAGUUAUGAGAUAAUCAACUGUUGGAAGAGUAUCAAUGAUAAGAUAAUCUAUUGUAAGAUAAUCUAUUGUAAGAUAAUCGAUGGUUCCGAAUCCUAAUAGAGUUUCUUUUUUUACUUAAUUUAAAUAGUAGUAAACAUAAAAUAUGUAAGUGUCACGAUAAUCUUAAUUAAAUUAAUCAAUAAUGGAUCAAUCUUAAUAGAUGUUACAUGAAUCUCUAAUAGAACCAAAUGCAUGGGAAUUUUAGAUAGAUUAUUCUUAAUUAAAAUUACCAUAAAUGAUUUAUGAAAAUUUAAACUAAAAACUAAGUUUUUAUUAGUAAUUAAAAUAAAGUAGAAUCAAGUUCUUGUAAUAUGUUUGUGGAAAUGAAAAUAGAUAAGGUAUGAAUGAUUUUAGGAAUUAUCUUGCUUGUAUUUUAGGGUUUGUUUUAAUGGAUUUAGAAUUGAAUAAAUCAUUUAAGGAUUAUGAGGAAAUGAAUUUAGUAGUAUUAGAAAAUGUUAAAUUGAUUGAAAAAUAAAUUAAGAACUCAUUUAUUACAUUUGAUUUAAGAGAUUUGUUAUAAAUAAAAAAAGAAAUUUAAUUAUUUAGUGUUGCUUUAGCUAAAUUACAUCAAUAUUAAUUAUCAAAUUAAAUAAAUAAAUGUUUGAAUGAUUAAUUUUUAGUUUAUUCAAAUAGAAGAAUUGAAGAAAUCAAAAAAUCUUUAACAAAAUCAAUUCAAUCUGAUAAUGGAUAUCCAUUAACAUUGUAGAAUAAAGAAUAAUUUGAUUUAUUAUGCACAAUUAUAAAAUGUCCUCAAAAUAAAAAAUUAGAGUUACCUAUAUCUUAAUUUGUAUAGGAUGCUGUCUAUUAAAUAAAUUUAUUUAUUGAAGGAUCAAUAACUUAUUUAUAAUCGUUAAACGAAUAUUUUGAUUAAAAUGUGAUUUUUUACAUGGACACUCUCUUUAUAGCAAUCUGUGAUAUAAUAAAGAAUUAUGUUUAAUAAUGUGAUGACUUUAUGCUUUUAGUAUAGGCUACAGUAAAUUUUAAUCAUUUAGAAUUAUCAAUAUAGUAUUAUAAGAAGAACAUUGAAAGUUUAUUAUAAGUAACAUAAACAAAAGAAAUGGAAUGUUAAAACCAUUUCAAAAAUACAAGAUAUUUUUGUGAAGAAGCUUUACAAAAUGCAAUAAACUAAAAAAUAAUACUUCCCUAAAUGGAUUGGGCACCUUCAAUUCCACAUAAAGGUCCUCAUGAUUAUUUUAUCAUGAUAAAUGGUUAUUAUGAAGUAAUAUUUAAAUUUAGAAUUAGAGCAUUAUUGGAACAUUAUAAUUAAUGGUACCAUAAUUUAUAGAAUCUUCAAUUUAUCUUACAUUUAAAUAUUUGAAUAAAUUGAUUUGGAAAUAGUUAUUAGAAACUAAAGCAUUCAAUAUAAUUGGUUUAUUUAAUUUAGAAGUUGAUUUGUAAAGUUUUUUAAAAGUUUGCAAUUAACAAAUGUUCCCAGAAAGUUCAAAAGAAAUAAUUUAAUUUUUGAAUUUAUUUUUAGUAGAUAUUCCAGCAUCCUAUUUAGACAAUUAAAAAAGACAGGCUAAUUAUUGUUAUUUAGAAGUGCCUAAAUUAUUGAAAAUAUUUCCUAAAUAUAAAGUAAAAUUAUUAAAUAAUGUAAUAUAGAAAGUGGUUUAUAAUAAAUUACCAGUAGUAAGAAAGAGAGAGGUAGAUGCAGUAAUUAAGAAAAUUUAAGAAAAUUUAUAGGCAUUUUGA
Molecule: messenger RNA, 2341 nt
Organism: Paramecium sonneborni
Lineage: Eukaryota; Ciliophora; Oligohymenophorea; Peniculida; Parameciidae
Source: the annotation of a GenBank genome assembly